Harmonia axyridis is the source of this 2466-nucleotide messenger RNA. RefSeq names its product glycerol-3-phosphate acyltransferase 3 (gene Gpat4). The transcript has 7 exons. The record is from RefSeq and is a predicted model, not a curated record. Bases 274 to 1728 code for a protein of 484 amino acids. Gene Ontology annotation, biological process: triglyceride biosynthetic process. Gene Ontology annotation, cellular component: endoplasmic reticulum. Gene Ontology annotation, molecular function: glycerol-3-phosphate O-acyltransferase activity. NCBI's taxonomy places the organism in Eukaryota, Metazoa, Arthropoda, Insecta, Coleoptera, Coccinellidae.
UCCAAAGUUAGGAGCGAUAUUUUAGAUGUAACCGAACAGCGUCCACUUCUCAAAGCUUUUGAGUGUUAAAUUUUGAUUUUUGCCGAUGAAAAGGAAGAUAACGAUCCAUUCGAUUGAAAGUAUUUGUUCGAAGAUUAGAUAUAUCGUGAAAUAAUUCCAAGAUAAGUGGUCUCACUCGGCUUUUGAAAUUUGAACAGUAUAGAAAGUAGCUACGUAUUCCGCCAGUGAUGUAUUAUAUUUUUCGGUGAAAUCUGGAUUAGUAACACCAACGAGAUGUGGCUCCUUUCAACCCUAUCCUUCUUAUUUUCAGUAUUAAUCACUCCCUUCUUAACGACUUUGUUGUGCAUUGUAUUUUUAGCAGCAAUCGGAAAGUCAAUUGGAGUGAGGAGAUUAUAUGUUAGGAUACUUUUGAUGAUAUUUGAGUAUGGAAGACAGAACAUAGAAUCGGCGCAGAACAAAAGCAAACCCGAAGAGGACAGUGACGAUGAAGGAUACAGCGAGAGCUCAAACAACACACCUGUUGACGAGGUGGAUACCAACAAGCACAACGGAACGCACAAGAACGGCUACAUACCAAAUUCCAACCCUCUAAUCAGUAGAGAUUUGAUAUUAGUACCGGGACCACCUACUCCUGCCAAAAAAAUAGAAAAAGUGGAGGAAAACAGUCCUGAAAAUGAGAUUGCUUUGAAGGAAGUAUUCAAAGAUUUCGAUCUGUCCAGUGUGGUGGACUACAUCAAGGUGGGAGUGGAAGCCAUAAUAGAAGAUGAAGUAACGUCUAGAUUCGAGGCUGAAGAAUUGAAAAAUUGGAACUUGUUGAUAAGGACAAACAGGCAUUACGAGUUCAUCAGUUUGAAGCUAACAAUCCUGUGGAUUUGUGGUUUCUUCCUGAGGUAUUUCUUCUUGUUUCCGCUGAGAGUUUUGAUCUGUUGUUUUGGGAUAUUAUGGCUCGUUAUAUCGACCUACCUUCUCGGCAAACUACCAGAGAACGCCCUGAAGCGAUGGGUGAACAAGCAGGCGUACAUUAUAGCUUUCAGAAUAUUCGCCAGAUCCUUUAUAGGCUACAUCAACAUACACAAUAAACAGUACAGGCCUGCCAACGCGUCGGUAUGUGUUGCCAACCAUACCACACCCAUAGAUGUGGUGAUACUGUCCACGGACAACUGCUUCUCACUGAUUGGUCAAAGCCACGGAGGUUUCUUGGGAUUAUUGCAGAGGGCGCUGGCUAGAGCUUCACCGCACAUUUGGUUUGAAAGGUCUGAGGUCAGAGAUAGGCAUGCUGUAGCUAGAAAAUUGAAGGAGCACGUCUCAAACCCUAACAACCCACCGAUCCUCAUCUUUCCUGAGGGCACCUGCAUCAACAACACCUCCGUGAUGCAGUUCAAGAAGGGCAGUUUCGAGGUGGAGAGCGUCAUCUAUCCGGUGGCGAUCAAGUACGAUCCUCGUUUCGGCGACGCCUUCUGGAACAGCAGCAGGUUCUCGAUGUUGCAGUACCUCUACAUGAUGAUGACCAGUUGGGCCAUAGUGUGCGACGUGUGGUACCUGCCCCCCAUGCACAGGAAGGAGGGGGAGUCGGCGAUAGACUUCGCCAACAGGGUCAAGAGCGUCAUUGCCAAACAGGGUGGACUUGUCGAUUUGGUGUGGGAUGGCCAACUGAAAAGGAUGAAGCCAAAGAAAGAAUGGAGGGAAAGGCAACAGGAAGAAUUCAGUAAAAGAUUGAAAUCCGAGUAAAAACCAAGAUAUUGCAAUAACCCCAAGUGAUCGACAUGGAAGGGGAAAAGUCACUUUGUUUCUUUCCGCUCGGUUUAGCUGAAUUAUUUGGAUUCAAAGUUCUAGUCACUUUAUAUAUUCUAAUAAUUGAAGAUGCUCUUUUUCUGUUCCUCACCAUAUUUAUCUUAUAUUUUCAUUUGGUAGAAUUUCUCAAAUUCGAUCACUUUAACUCGAUUUUUUUUUACAAAUUGUGUAAGGCUUGAGUGUUUACUUUUUGGAUACCAACGUUACGUUUGGUACCUCGUGAGCUUGAAGGUGAAGUGAUUGUUUUUGUUCGUUGAUAGAUGUGAUUAACAUUCACUGAUAGAUAAUCAUCUGCUUUCAGAUUAAUUAUAGGAUUAAAAAGGAUAAUAAUACUGAGUAGUGUAUCGAAAAGAGCUAUUUUGAUUACCGGUUUAUAGUUGUAUGCUAAGCAUUGUAUUAUUGUUAAAUUUAAUUUUGUAAUUUAUGUAGUUUUUCUAACUUUUUGUUACUCAUUGAAGAUAUUUGUAUUUUACUGAGUUACAGUGUUGUUGUAAAUAAUUUGAAAAAAACGAGUCGUGCAUUGCUAAGAUUGAAUAAAGACUGAACUGUAACCUCACAAAAUCAAUGUUGAAAUGUGUCAGUUUGUUUUGGGUCUACUGAUUUAGAAUUGGCUGUAAGCGAAUCGGAGUCGACCUGUACUGUGUGUGGAUAAAGUAAGUAACAAAAUUAAUUACU